UGACAGAAUUUGUAUUUUUGGGUCAACUAUCCCUUUAAGCACAUCAACCAACAUUAGAUACAUCGCUUUAAAUGUAAAUGUAGUUGUCAAUGGAACUGAAAUAUAAACAGCUAAUUUAUUUUCAUAACCUCUCAUUUUGUUUCUGAAUCUCAUCUCCAUGACAGUGAUCCCCGCUCAUAAUGAACAGGUCUGUAGCACAUGGGGUAACUUUCACUUCAAGACUUUCGAUGGAGACUUUUUCCAGCUGCCAUCCACGUGUAAUUAUAUCCUCACUGCAAUGUGUGGAAGCACCUACGAGGACUUUAACAUUCAGAUACGCCGACAUGUGGUACAACAUCAACCAACCAUCACUAGCAUUACCAUGAUGUUGGACGGCACCGUGGUGGAUUUCACUAACAGCUCCAUUAGUGUAGAUGGACAGCUGGUCACUUUACCCUUCAGUCAGUCAGGAGUACUGAUCGAUAAAAGUUUCACCUACAUCAAAAUCACAGCUAAGUUCGGACUGGUGGCCAUGUGGAAUGGACACGACUCUUUUAUGGUGGAAUUGGACAAGAAAUACCAACAUAAGACCUGUGGUUUAUGUGGAGACUUUAAUGGCAUCCAGAUGUACAAUGAGUUCAUGGAUAACGGUGUUAAGAUGUCUCUAGAUGACUACGCACACUCGGCAAAAAUGGAUGGCCCAACAGAAAUCUGUACAGACAAAAUCCCUUCAACAGAUGAGUCCUGUGAGAACCCGACAUCAGUAUGUGAGCAGUUACUCUCUGGUCCGUCUUUCAUCGGCUGUACGGAUCUCGUAGCUCUCGACUCUUUUAUCAAGGCCUGUGAAUCAGAUAUGUGUCAGUGUACAAACAGCAGCGGAUCAUUCUGUAUCUGCAGUAUCAUCUCUGAAUAUUCACGACAGUGUGUUCACGCCGGUGGAAAGCCCGACACGUGGAGGACUGAACAAUUCUGUGGUAAAUCAUGUCCAUAUCACAAUAUGGUGUACCAGGAAUGUGGGAAUCCUUGUGUCAACACUUGUUCAAACCCUGACCGAGGUCUUAUUUGUGAGGAACAUUGUAUCGAUGGCUGUUUCUGCCCUGAAGGUUAUGUGUUUGAUGACAUCACUGAUAAAGGUUGUAUCGCCAAACAUCAGUGUCCCUGCGUACACAAUGGAAAAAUAUACCAACCUGGACAGACAUACAAAAGCAACUGUAAAGAAUGCACUUGUGUCAAUGAUAAGUGGAGCUGUAUGGAGAAAGAUUGUCCAGGGAUUUGUUUGGUAAAGGGCGGCUCACAUAUAACCACAUACGAUGGCCGAACGUACAGUUUUCAUGGAGACUGUACUUAUGUACUUAUGAAGCACGCAGAGUUUGCUGUUUUGGGAGAUUUAAUGAAAUGUGGCACCACUGAGACUGAAACAUGUUUGAAGACGGUAACUCUGUUCCUGUCACAGGGAAACACAAUCUUCAGUAUUCAGUCUGACGGAAAGCUGUUUGUUAACCGAAUAUUCACGUCGCUUCCUCUCUCCACAGCGGGUGUGAUGAUUUUCAAGCCCACCUCAUUCUUCAUCAUCGUUCAAACAUCUUUUGGGCUUCAGCUGGAGAUUCAACUCGUACCAAUAAUGCAGCUCUACAUUAAAGCUGAUGUGAGUCACAAACAGAAAACUAACGGUUUAUGUGGUAAUUAUAACAGCGUUCAGUCGGAUGACUUCAUCACUGUUAGCGGCUCUCUGGAGGGCACGGGUGCAGGUUUCGCCAACGGCUGGAAAAUACGAGCAAACUGUCCUGACGUUCAGAGCAACUUUGAGGAUCCUUGCAGACUCAGUUUGAGAAAUGAGAGAUACGCUCAGAAAUGGUGCUCUCUGCUGUCAGACCCAAAUGGGGUUUUUGCUCCAUGCCACAAAGAGAUCAGCCCUGAUGUCUAUCAAAAAACCUGCAUUUAUGACGCCUGCAAUUGUGAGAAUAGUGAGGAGUGCAUGUGUGCUGCUCUCUCUUCAUAUGUACAUGCAUGUGCUGCUAAAGGGAUUUUUCUACAUGACUGGAGAAACGCUGUAUGUGGGACGUUUUCAGCCAGCUGCCCCAGCACUAUGAUUUAUUCAUACGGAGUUCAAAACAACAGUCGCUCCUGCCAUUGCCAUAGUGAGCCAGACUUCACGUGUGCCGCUGAAUUUGAUCCAGUAGACGGUUGUGUCUGUCCUGAGGGAACGUUUCUGAAUGAAGAAGGAAAGUGUGUUCCUCCAAACAACUGUUCCUGUUAUAAUAAAGGCACCAUGAUUCCUCCGGGUGACGUUAUCAUCAAAGAUGGCAGAAAGUGCACUUGCAAGGAGGGAAAACUCAGUUGUGUUGGGCAGAAAAUGAAACAGCUAUCUUGCCCAAAUCCAAUGACGUACUUUAACUGCACAAGUGCUGCUCCUGGAUCUACAGGCUUGGAGUGCCAGAAAAGUUGCAACACUGUUGAAAUGACAUGUAUUAGCACAGAGUGCAUAUCCGGCUGCAUGUGUCCACCUGGACUGCUGUCAGAUGGUAGUGGUGGUUGCAUCAGUGAAGAUCUUUGUCCAUGUGUUCACAAUGGCAAUGCACACCAACCUGGAGAAACAAUCAACGUGGAGUGCAAUACAUGCACUUGUAAGGGCAGAAAAUGGAAGUGUACCAAAAACCAGUGCUAUGGGACGUGCAAAAUUUAUGGCGAUGGUCAUUACAUUACAUUUGAUGGCAAAAGAUACACUUUUGAUGGAAAUUGUGAAUACACAUUAAUAAGAGAUUUUUGCGGUCCUACAAAUGCCACCGGAACCUUCAGGGUUCUCACAGAGAACGUACCGUGUGGAACGACCGGCACCACGUGCUCAAAAGCUGUCAAGAUCUUCCUCGGGAACAAGGAGCUCAAACUGACGGAUGGAGGUUUUGAGGUUCUUCAGAGAGAGUCGGGUGAGGAUAUUCCUUAUCGGAUUCGAGUAAUGGGAAUGUACCUGGUCAUUGAAGCAAAUAAUGGUCUUGUUGUUAUGUGGGACCAGAAGACAAGCAUGUUCAUCAAACUCAGUCCAAAUUUUAAGGGUGCCGUUUGUGGUCUUUGUGGAAAUUAUGAUGGCAAUGCAAACAACGACUUCAUGUUGAGAAAUCAGGAGGUGGUAAUCAAACCCUUGGAAUUUGGAAAUAGUUGGAAAAAAUCCUCCAGCUGUCCGGAUGCUGUUGAAAUCAAAGAUCCCUGCUCGGAUAACCCUAACAGGCAAUCGUGGGCUCAGAUACAAUGUAGCAUCAUCAAAAGUGAAAUUUUUAUUUCGUGUCACGCUCAAGUGGAUCCGUCUCCUUUCUAUGACGCAUGCGUGCGAGACUCAUGUGCUUGUGAUAACGGUGGAGAUUGUGAAUGUUACUGUACGACUGUAGCAGCUUAUGCACAAGCCUGUAAUGAAGCCGGAGCCUGUGUUGACUGGAGAACACCAAAAAUAUGCCCAUUGUUCUGUGAUUAUUACAACCCUCCUGAGGAAUGUGAGUGGCACUAUAAACCUUGUGGAGCUCCUUGUAUGCAGACUUGCAGAAACCCAUCAGGAAAUUGCUCAAGUCAAAUACCAGCACUUGAAGGUUGUUACCCUAAAUGUCCCCCUGGACAGUCUUUCUUUGAUGAAGACACAAUGAAAUGUGUAAAAGAGGAGCAGUGUGGCUGCUUUGACGAGCAGGGGAAUCAUUAUCUCAACGAUGAGAGAGUUCCUUCAGAAGAAAACUGUCAAAUAUGCUAUUGCAAAGCCAUGGAAAUCAGCUGCAAAUACGACGUCACUGGUAAUGAAAGAUGUUUACUCUUAUGA
Molecule: messenger RNA, 3775 nt
Organism: Misgurnus anguillicaudatus (oriental weatherfish)
Lineage: Eukaryota; Metazoa; Chordata; Actinopteri; Cypriniformes; Cobitidae
Source: RefSeq, a predicted model, not a curated record